ACGAGCAAGUGUUUACCGUUAGCUGCCUCAUGCUCUGUAUCCCUGUGGUGGUUGCAUAUUAGAAGGUUGAGGAAAGAUCUACCAUAUGACACCAUGGUCAAACAACCGAUACGACAGCCAUGAUGCAUCAUACUGAACCUUCACACGGCAGCUGGGAAUCCUUCGUUACUUAGAUGCAAAACUUUUCUGGUAUCUAGUGCCAGCCGGGAGACAGGUAAGGGCUUCCUUGAGAGACGCGGCGCGUGCCCGCGCUCGUGAACCUGUGCCGCCAUGCAGGACCCAAACGCGGCCAAGGUGUUCUGCCCGCGCCUCAUUGACUACGUCGUGGUCGUCGGAUCGCACGCCCCCACGCAGAGCCCCGUCGCCCAGACGCCCGACCUGCUGCGGCGCUACCCGCUCGACAACCACGCUGACUUCGCGCUGCCGCCCGACGUCGUCUACUUCUGCCAGCCGGAGGGCUGCAUCAGCAUCCCGCGCAAGCGCAUGACGUCGCUGCGCGAGAGCAACUCCUUCGUCUUCACGCUCACGGAGAAGGACUCGGGCCUGAUGCGCUACGGCAUCUGCGUCAACUUCUACCGGCCGUUUGAGCGGCGUGGGGCGCCGGCGGGUCCGUCGCCUCACGUCAAGCGAAAGAUGCGGCAGAAGAACAACACGCUGACGUCGCUGUGCAUCAUCAGCCAUCACCCGUUCUUCUCGACGCUGCGCGAGUGUCUCUUCAUACUACGUCGCAUCAUUGACACGUGCAACCGCAGCUGUGCCAAGAAGGCGGCCGCGCUCGGCAAACCUGUCAGAGACCCAGUGUGGAGCGUGCUUGCUGGACAGAUGCCCGAGGCGACGCCACACUACGUGAAGACCUUCAUUCGCGACAUUGAGACGUGGAUGCUGCGACUACUGAGCACACCCGUCCCCGUGCCAGGCAAGACCAGAGUCGACGUCGACGUGCUUCCGAACGACAUUCAGGCGCCGCUGACGUUUGCGCUGCCGGACCGGACGCGGCUUUCCCUCAUCGACUUCCCCCUGCACCUGCCGCUCGAGCUGCUGGGAGUCGACACCUGCCUCAAGGUCCUCACCUGCAUCAUACUGGAGCACAAGAUCGUGCUGCAGAGCCGGGACUACAACGCCCUCAGCAUGAGCGUGCUCGCCUUCGUCUCCAUGAUCUACCCGCUCGAGUACAUGUUUCCUGUGAUCCCCCUGCUGCCAACGUGCAUGCACGGCGCCGAACAGUUGCUGCUUGCACCCACGCCAUACGUGAUCGGUGUUCCUGCUAGCUUCUUCCUCUACAAGAAGAACUUCCGCAUGCCUGACGACGUGUGGGUGGUUGACCUUGACUCUAACAAGAUCACUGUGCCGCUGAGUGCGGAGGAGCUGCCGGAGCUGCCGGACCCAGAGGGCAGCAUGCUCAAGAAUCACCUCAAGCAG
Molecule: messenger RNA, 1419 nt
Organism: Priapulus caudatus
Lineage: Eukaryota; Metazoa; Priapulida; Priapulimorpha; Priapulimorphida; Priapulidae
Product: MAP kinase-activating death domain protein-like
Exons: 9
Biological process (GO): regulation of Rab protein signal transduction; regulation of apoptotic process
Cellular component (GO): cytosol
Molecular function (GO): guanyl-nucleotide exchange factor activity
Source: RefSeq, a predicted model, not a curated record